AUGGUCAAACUUCAUCUAUCCCUUGCUGCUGCCUUUGCAGCAUUUACGCUCACCACUGCGGAGAAAGCUCCCGGUGAUAUUAUUGAAAUGAAAAUGGCGACCACUGGACAAACGGAUCAGAUACGCAUUCUCACCAAACCCAGACCAGGCUACACCCCCGCGGCCGAUGCUCCAAGCGUUUGGAAUAUGAAGGAUGGCUGUGAGGAUGUGAGCUCAGUCGAUUUCAUCUUUUCUCCUGUGGAUGACGAAUCCAAGUGCUGCAAGCUUGAGUCGCUCGAUGGGUUCAACCUCUGGCCAGAACAACAAGGUUACACUAUCCCUGGCGGAGCCAACAUUGUUGCCCAAGAACAGUUCGCUCUCGACAAUGGUUGCUUCGAGAGAAACCGUGGAUCAGGUGGCUCGUACACCCUUCAAUCAGGCGAAACGUACAAUUCCUACAUGGCCCAAUUUUUGUCUCACGACCAAUCGACGGUAUUCUUUGACAAUGUUGUGGAGUUCCACAACCAAGACAUUGUUGCCAUUAUUCACGACACCGACAAACUGAAGGAAUCUGAUCAAUUAUUCGCGCUUGGGGGGCAAUCGACCUACAAAGAUGUUCGCGAUGAUGAAUGGAGGGGUUUUGAAGCCAACAGCCAUCGAUAUGAAUCCUUGCAUGUCAAUUGUCUUGCUCGACCAAGCCCUGGAUCUUGUCCCGUUACUCUAUCCACUGCCGUUAGCGAAGUUGCCGUAUCCAACGAAUCUUGCGAGGGUAGAGGUUGGGGCGACCCGCACAUGGUCACUUUCGACGGUCUUCGUUAUGAUGUGCAUGUGAAGGGUGAACUAAUCCUUGUGAAGUCAUUGGACUCUGCCUUUGAGAUCCAAGGUAGAACCGAAGCCGUCGAAAACCACAAUGCAAGACCUGCUGUCACUACCGGCAUCGUCGUCAACGAAGUCGGUGACAACCCAAGAAUCCAAGUCUCUUUGGCACGCGACGCCAGUGACACGUACACUGAAGUACUUCGUGCCAGCGGUUGCCGUGGAGAUCAUUGCAACUGUCCUGUUCAGCUCUUUGUGGACGGCGUUGCCCGACCAGUAUCGUCCGGAUCUGGCAAUACUAUGGCAUCUGUGGCAGUGACUGGCGGCAAUAGAAUCACUAUCCAGUACCCCGAAACAAAAGUCAAGGUUACGAUGGAUGUCAGAAACUGGAGACAAACUUGCCACUUUUCCGUAACCUACACUUUGGCCGACUGUCGACCAAACGAGAAUAUCGUUGGUCUGGUUGGAUCUCCAGACAACGAGUGGCGAAAUGACUGGAUGCAGCGCGAUGGAACUCCAAUUCCUAUUCCUCCUUCUUUGAAAAAGGGAGCUGGAUUCGAGCCAACUUAUAUCUACACUCGGGAUAACUGGUGCGUGGACAAGGAGUCCGACUCUUACUUCGAGUAUGAAGCCAACACCGAUUUUGCAUUCUUCGAUGAGUGCGACAACCCAUAUGAUCCUUCCUUGGAGCAAGCUGUUGCCAAUGCGGAUGCUGCAGUUAUUGAGGAAUGCCAAGGGGAUGUGUUUUGCAUUGUCGACAGCAUUGCUCUUGGUCCAGAGGCUGCGGAAGCGUAUCUUGAAGAUCCAGCUCUUAACCACACUCUUUCACAAACAGCUUCCACCGAUAUUGAAAUUGUUCUUCAAGUUCCUGAUGAGUCUCCCGAUCCCAACUGUCCCGUUUGCAAGGCAAGAGGUUGGGGCGAUCCGCACAUUAUUACUUUCGAUGGAGUUACUUACGACGUCCACGUCAAGGGCGAGCUAACCUUCCUCAAGAGUUUGAGCACCGAUUUUGCCAUCCAAGCACGGACACAGAUCGUCGCCAACCAUCCAAAGGGACCCGCUGUGACUACUGCAGUGGUUGUCCACGAGGACAGUACCUUGGGACUCCCUGUCGUUCAGGUUUCACUAGGCAAGGACGAGGACAGCGAGCUUGCAACUAUGAUUGGACCAUGUGCCGUGCAGCUUUUUGUAGAUGAGGAAGCCAAGGACAUUCGACUUGGAACUGGAUCUUCUGAUGUCACCGUGCAGGUCAAGAACAAGCGAAUUGUUGUCGAAUAUGCUUCGACCAACUUGCGGUUGGACAUGGAUGUGAAGGUGUGGCGCGACACUUGCCAUUUUUCUGUGAACUAUUUCUUGGCCGAUUGUCGCUGUGAUGAGACUUUGGUUGGGAUUCUCGGUCAGCCUGAUGGAGACAGCUACAACGAAUGGCACGAUCACACUGGCAAUGCUGUCGACAUUCCAUCCAACGGACGCAAGCGUCGCGGUAUUGAAGCAUACAACUAUUCUAUGACUUGGUGCAUUUCUGAGGAAGAUUCCCACUUCACCUACGAGUCUGGAAUGAAUCAUGGCACGUUCGACAAGUGUACCUCGGACAACUUUGAUUUGGACAUUGAUGAUCUGAUCGAAAAUGCUGAUACGGACACAAUUGACAAGUGUACCAUCGACGGUGUCUUGGAGGAAGGUUGCGUGUUAGAAUGUGAAUUUUUGGGCGACGAGGCAUGCGAUGAGUACAUUGUGAUUAUUCAAGAAACCGAGACAGUGGAAAUCACUGACGAACCGACCUCAGGUCCCACACCAGUACCUACUUCUGGGCCAACUCGAGUCCCUACCUCAGGUCCCACACCCGUUCCUACUUCCGGACCAACUCCCGUCCCAACCCCAGUACCUACUUCUGGACCAACUCCCGUGCCUACCUCGGGUCCCACUCCAGUGCCCACUUCUGGACCAACUCCGGUACCAACUUUGGAAGGAUCAAGCGGGCCAACUGUGGCAGCAUCAAGCUCUCCUACGACACUCCCAACUCCAGGUCCCACUUCAGGACCUACCUCUGGACCAACAAAGGAACCAACUCCAGUACCCACAUCUGGACCAACUCUGGUACCAACUUUGGAAGCAUCAAGCGGACCAACUGUGGCAGCAUCAAGCUCUCCUACGACACUCCCAACUCCAGGUCCCACUUCAGGACCUACCUCUGGACCAACAAAGGAACCAACUCCAGUACCCACAUCUGGACCAACUCUGGUACCAACUUUGGAAGCAUCAAGCGGACCAACUGUGGCAGCAUCAAGCUCUCCUACGACACUCCCAACUCCAGGUCCCACUUCAGGACCUACCUCUGGACCAACAAAGGAACCAACUCCAGUACCCACAUCUGGACCAACUCUGGUACCAACUUCGGAAGCAUCAAGCGGACCAACCGUGACAGCAUCAAGCUCUCCUACGACACUUCCAACUCCAGGUCCCACUUCAGAGCCGACCUCUGGACCAACUCCCGUGCCUACAUCAGGUCCCACAUCUGUUCCAACAAGCGCACCCACAAAGCAAAGCCAGCUUGGAACUGCCGCCAGUGAUAUCACCACGCCGGAAACGAAUGUCACUAAUCCUGAUGAAAUUCUUGAAUCCGACUCUGGAAGCAGGGGUGACCCACACUUCAAAUCAUGGGUCGGAGAACACUUUGAGUAUCAUGGGCAAUGUGAUUUGGUCCUUGCUAAGGAUGCCAACUUUGCUGAUGGCCUUGGAUUGGAUGUACAGAUUCGCACCAAGCUUGUUCGCUUCUGGAGUUACAUCAAGAGAGCCGCCAUUCGAAUUGGCGAUGACAUCCUUGAAGUGGAAGGUUCAGGCGACAUGAGCGAGACAGAUCCUCUCUAUUGGUUCAAUUUUGUUCACCAGCGACCUGUACAGACAGUAGGCGGCUUUCCAGUUCAAAUCACCAAGGGAACCGGUCGCUCACACAGACACAAGUUUGAAAUUGACUUGAGCAGCAAGUACCCUGGCCAGAAGAUCGUCAUUGCGACGAUGAAGGAGUUCGUGCAGGUGGACUUUGUUAACGCCUCCGCCAAAGCUUUCGGCAAUGCUGUUGGUAUGUUGGGAGACUUCAAGACUGGAAAGACCUAUGCUCGUGACCAAACUACUGUUAUCAAUGAUUUUAUCGAACUCGGAAACGAAUGGCAGGUGUUGCCACAGGACAAUAUAUUGUUUCAAGAUGUGUCGGACCCCCAGUUCCCCAAGCGUUGCAUCCUUCCAGAAGAUCCGCGUGGAGACCGCCGCCGCCGUCUUGAAGAAUCGACUAUCACCAUGGAGGAGGCUGAAGCGGCAUGCUCCAAGGGUUUGAGCGAUCCUUUGGACAUCAAGGAUUGCGUAUAUGAUGUCUUGGCAACCCAAGAUAUGGAUAUGGUUGGGGCCUUCUAA
Cylindrotheca closterium is the source of this 4203-nucleotide messenger RNA. The record is from the annotation of a GenBank genome assembly. NCBI's taxonomy places the organism in Eukaryota, Bacillariophyta, Bacillariophyceae, Bacillariales, Bacillariaceae.